AUGGGCGCCAAACAGACCAAGGGUUGCUCGCUGCCCGGCUCCGCCGGUAGCGGUAGUAGCAGCAGCAGCAGCCCCCAGGGUCCCCUCUCCGCCAGUCGCCGACGGAUUUUGCCUUCUCGGGAGCGCGGAAACUUCUUGGCGUCCCUCGUAGUCCGAUCGAGCGAAAAGUUUGGCAAAGGGGCUGGCGGCAGCGGCGGCAGCCUCCCCCCGUACCAUCGCCGGAUCGUCCUGAUCCAAGAUAUGCUGAGGAUGGUGAAACAAGGCAGGCACGAGGAGGCGACUGAUCUGCUGAAGUACCUGCGCCAGGAUUUGGGAAUGGAAUCAACUUCACUGGAUGAUGUCUUAUAUCGCUAUGCCAGCUUCAGAAACCUUGUUGAUCCAAUCACCCAUGACCUGAUCAUCAGCCUUGCCAGAUACAUCCACUGCCCUAAACCAGAAGGGGAUUCAUUGGGGGCUAUGGAGAAGCUCUGCAGGCAGCUGACAUACCAUCUGAGCCCCCACUCUCAGUGGCGACGCCAGGGCAUGGUGAAGAGGAAGCCACAGGCUUGUUUGAAAACAAUCUUGGUGGGGAAUCCUCUGGACAACACAGUGGACUUGUCUGGCAUCCCUUUGACUAUGAAGGAAUUAGAUCGGCUUAUCUCGUACCUCCAGCACAGCUCUGAGUAUGUUGAAAAUGUGGAGCUUUGCUUCACGGAGCUGACAGAUGAGAUUUUCCUCCAGCUUUUGCCAGUUCUCAGUGCCCUACCUCGUCUCACAACUCUUUCCCUUAAUGGCAACAGGCUUACAAAGGCCGUCCUCCGGGACCUGACUGAAGCUUUGAAGGACACCAGAAAUUUCCCCAGCAUGACUUGGAUUGAUCUGGGCAAUAAUGUGGACAUAUUCUCUCUGCCACAGCCCUUUCUGGUUAGCCUUAAGAAACGAAGCCCUACCCAAAGCAAUCUCCCAACUAUUCUUGAAUUUGGUGAAGGUCAGGUAAGUGACCUUGAGAGCCAAGAAGGUCUUUCGUCACAGGAUGAAGACCAAAGUGAUGGUGGCUUGGAAGACACUAAAACCAGGCAGGUAUGGACAGGUGAAGCUAUUGAGGUUAAGCUGCUGCCAAAUCAAGAACAGAUUUCUAUUGGUUUGUGUCAGACAUGAAACAGUGGCCUCUCAUUUGCCUAGGAUGUGCCAAAUGGAUCCUUUAUAACCAAAGGAUCUUGGCCAGUUUAUGCUAAUGAAGCUCUCUUCUGAUAAAAACUUUUAAUUCCUUAACUUGCAGGACCAAAAAGGGGAGGCCAAAUUACAGUUUGCUGCAAUUCACAUAUUAAUGAUUUGCUACAAUUUGUACCAUUAUAUAGAAUUAUACUGGAAAGGAUUAUUUACGCUAAAGUCUAAUUACUUGCUCAGUGCAGCAUCCAAAUCAAAGCAUCCCUUUAAUUCCUGAAACCUUGUAGUUAUUAAAGGGAUGAUUGCUAGUUGACUGUUCAGUCGAAGGUAUAAGAAACACACAAAACAAUGCAAUGCCACUAUUGAGCCUGGGUUUUUUUUAGGUUAAACACUUUUAGUUAAAUACACUAAUCAGAAUUUUCAUAUUAGGUAUAUAAAUAAUUCUGUACUCAGUACUGAGCUUUUACUUUCCAAAUGAAUUACUUUGAAUAGAAGCUUAGGUGGGAAAAUGCCAUGUUUGGGUAGAAAAAAAAUUAAUCCCAUGGAUUAAAACAGGAACAUGUUAAUCAACUCACCAAAACAAGUUUGAAUGUCUCACUGAAUAAUCACUGCCAAGAUGGUAACCAUCACUACUGUACCUUCUGCAUUUCAUUCUCUCCCAAUUUAUUGUCUCCUGUCCCAAAUAAGCCAUGGAUGUGUACCUAUCUCAGGUUAUGCCAUGAAUCUAAUGAAUCUGGCUGUAAUCCAUGAGUUUUAUUUGUAAAGUCUUAAGGUGCUACAAGAUUGCUGAGCUUCAAAUGUAAUUUUAUAAAUCAAAGCAGUGUGAGACGGCAGGUCUGAAAAACUUGCACCUUCUGAACUCCUGCCUCUAUAACGAAAUAAAAUUUAAAUUCCACAAAAGAAAGACACUAUGCAUUGGUAGAUGACACAGUAGAUUGCAUUGGUUAAUAAAGCAAACAAAUCAGUAUGAAUGAAAAAAAUCCCCAUUGGUGCUUUCCUGGUGGGGAGGGAGUGCAUUUUCUGGUUAGCAAGACCUUGCUCUAGGCACCAGGGGAUGAAAUGUGGGUGAUGGCAGCCCCAGGCAUUUGUUGCAAGUUGCUAUAAUUACACUUUGUGGAAAAAGUGCAACUUUCAGUUACUCUGGAUUUCAUCACUGUGGCACAGAAGAAGAGACAAUAGAAUCAAUUCAGCUCUAUAGUGUAUUUCCUGAUGUUCUUAGGUACUUGGAUUACAUACUUAGAGGAGCUCAAGCCACCAACCAAUCCUUUGCAGCACUUGACGUCAUGAAGUAAAUGCAGGCUUUGUCAUUUUUCUGAGCUACCCCAUGAAGAAUCUUGCCCAAAUUAACUAUCAUGCCAAUCUCGUACGAGCUUUCAAUGAUAUAGUUUUGGUACAUCAAAGCACUUCAUCCUGGCAGGUUUGAGGAGCACCCUAACACCCUCUCAGAGUGGGCUGAGUGGGUUAGCAAUUGCUAGGACUAAUAAUCUACUUUAGGGAUGAGGUGUGGACCUGACCAAUUUUCAGGAUCAAUGUUUUACCCUAAAACCCCAUUGCUAUUGUGCCCAUUUUUGAGUACUUGCAUGUUUUCAGUAGUGUCAGUCUGGUACUUCAUAGAAAUCAGCAGCUCCAUAUUGUCCUUGUUUGCAUGUAGUCAAAGUCUUUUAUAUGCUUUGUCAAGAAAUAAAACUUGUUUGGAAGGUU
Molecule: messenger RNA, 2847 nt
Organism: Protobothrops mucrosquamatus (brown spotted pit viper)
Lineage: Eukaryota; Metazoa; Chordata; Lepidosauria; Squamata; Viperidae
Gene: LRRC75A
Product: leucine rich repeat containing 75A
Exons: 4
Coding region: 1-1137 (378 amino acids)
Source: RefSeq, a predicted model, not a curated record